AUGCCUGUCGAGGUCGUCCCCCUUACAGAAGCAGACAUCCCCGACGCGAUCGAAGUCAUCCAACAAGCAUUCGCAGAAGACCCAUAUUUCCAAUGGGUUUUCGAUCCUUCCAAGCCCUCGUAUCCCAACACAAGGCAAGAAAUCCCGCCGCAGACAAAAAGGCUAACGGACAGCGGCCCAUCACCGCGGUCGAGGUGGCACACCGACCGACGUGAUGGACAAGCCAUGUCCCGAAACUCACAGUUCAACAAGCAAAGAAACUAUGAUUCCCUCGCGGCGCGGUGUCUCUGGGGGAUCAACAACGCCCUGUUUCACGUCGCCAAGGAAACUGAUGCGAAUGGCGUCGACCGCGUGGUCGGCGUGUCCUGCUGGUUACCGCCGCAUGCCGCCUCGGAGCCGGAGAGCUGGUACAGCUGGUGUCAAGGGUGGGUGCUGAGCUGGCGACAGAUGCUGAACAACAUCUGGAACUUAGGCCGGGGCGGGCUCCGGACUAAUCGGUACUGGAUCUGGAAGGAGAGGCAGCAGGAGGCGCAGAGCGCGAUCUGGGAUGAUCCGCGGGGGUACUAUUUCUGCAACAUUGUGGCUGUCAGUCCUAAGGCGCAGGGCGGGGGGAUUGGGAGGAAGUUGUUCGAGGCUGUUACCGAUAUGGCGGAUCGGGAGGGAGUGAAGUGCUAUUUGGAGAGUUCGCGGAACGUGCCGAACGUGCAGAUUUAUGAGAAGAUGGGGUUUAGGAUGAAGAAGGAGAUGGAGUGUCGGGAUGGGGAAGAUGUUUGCAUGCUUUAUUGCAUGGUUCGUGAGCCUAACUUGGAGAAGUGA
This is a messenger RNA of Aspergillus nomiae NRRL 13137, 816 nucleotides long. RefSeq names its product GNAT family N-acetyltransferase. NCBI's taxonomy places the organism in Eukaryota, Fungi, Ascomycota, Eurotiomycetes, Eurotiales, Aspergillaceae. The coding region runs from base 1 to 816 and encodes 271 amino acids. The record is from RefSeq and is a predicted model, not a curated record. The transcript has 3 exons. Gene Ontology annotation, molecular function: acyltransferase activity, transferring groups other than amino-acyl groups.